CGAGAGAUAGAUUGGGUAGAGAGGCACAGUGCGAGAUUUGGACAGAGAGGAAGGAAAAGGGAAGGGUUGGGGGGGGAUUUAAAGGGCAAGAAACGGAGGGAGAUUUAGAUAGAGCCCACUGAGUGAGAGCGAGGGAAGAGAGCCAGCGCAGAGCAGGAGCAGAGGAGGUGGAUGGGAGAGGAGAAGAGGAGAGGCAUUGACUGGAUGCGUUACACAUGGGAGAGAAGAAAACGGCUAUUUCGUGCGCUCGGUGUGCAUCACUGAGGAGUGCGGCUGUCCGUCUGGAUUGUUAGUCAUCUGCUGCCCCACAGCGAAGGGGAAAUACGAAGGAGCACAGGCAGGCUUGGGGGAAUACAGGGCUGCGUGCAGAGGAUGAACAGGCGAUGUGGGCUCUCUGGCUGUGAUCGCUGUCCUCAGACCCCCGUAGACACUUGCACUGGUGCUGUUGCAGGCCGUUAGCCUCGCAGUUAGGCAGCAGCAGUCAGAGUGAUUGAUACAGGAUGAGCUCCAAGCACUCCUCCGACUGGAUCCCCUACAGCACUUUAGAUGAUGAGGGCACCAACCUCCGACAGCAGAAACUGGACAGACAGCGGGUGCUCAUUGAACAGAAGCAGAAAAAGAAGAGGCAGGAGCCUCUGAUGGUCCAGUCUAACGUGGAUGGGAGAUCUCGCACUCGUCGGACCAAACAGAGCGAGGAACAGGCUCCGCUGGUGGAAUCCUACCUCAGCAGCAACAGCAGCACCAUCUACCAUGUGCAAGAAGCUGAACAGGAGGAGGUGAAGGUGAUAGCGGACAUACAGCCGCCCCGCUCAGCCAAAAAGGGCAAAGCAUCGGCCAGCUCCACUCCACAGACGGGCAGCGACAAGAAGGAGAGGAAGGGGAAGCACAAAGCAGCGAUCGAUGGCCUGGCUUCCCUGCAGGAUGAUGGUCAAAUCCAGAUCCUGACAGUGGGUCACCCCAGCUCAGAGGAUGGCGACUCGGAGCCUGUCAUGAGCUGCACUCAAUCGCAGAGUAAACAGGAUCUGCGUGUCACCAUGCUCAAGAAAGGUAUUUCCAGCAGUAUGAAUUUCGAUGAAGAAGAGGACGACGAAGAUGAAAUCAGCUCCAGUUCCUCACAGCUCAACAGCAACACGAGGCCAGGCUCGGCCACCAGCAAGAAGUCAUGCAAGGAGGUGGCUUCAGCACCCACUCCACCAGUCAAUGAACCUGCUGUCGAUGUAGAUGACCUUGAAGAGUUUUCUCUGCGACCUGCGCCCCAGGGGGUCAGAGUGAAGUGCAGAAUUACCAGAGACAAGAAAGGCAUGGACCGAGGCAUGUAUCCCACCUACUACCUUCAUCUAGAGAGAGAAGACGGCAAGAAGGUGUUCCUGUUAGCAGGCAGGAAGAGGAAAAAGAGUAAAACAUCAAAUUACCUCAUCUCCAUCGAUCCCACCGAUCUGUCUCGAGGUGGAGAGAGCUUCAUUGGUAAACUGAGGUCUAACCUCAUGGGAACUAAGUUCACCGUAUAUGACAGCGGCCUGAACCCCAUGAAGAGCACCACCAGCCUUGAAGCUAGCAACCUGCGUCAAGAGCUAGCAGCCAUUUGCUAUGAAACCAAUGUUUUAGGAUUCAAAGGACCUCGCAAAAUGAGUGUCAUCAUUCCUGGAAUGAACAUGGACCACGAGAGAGUGUCAAUUCGCCCACGGAAUGACCAUGAGUCACUGCUGGCCAGGUGGCAGAACAAGAACACAGAGAGCGUGAUUGAACUUCACAACAAGACACCCGUGUGGAACGAUGACACACAAUCCUACGUGCUCAACUUCCACGGCAGAGUCACUCAGGCCUCGGUCAAGAAUUUCCAAAUCAUUCACGACAAUGACCCUGACUACAUUGUGAUGCAGUUUGGCCGUGUGGCAGAGGACGUCUUCACCAUGGACUAUAACUACCCAAUGUGUGCCCUGCAAGCCUUUGCCAUUGCCCUCUCCAGCUUUGACAGCAAGUUAGCCUGUGAAUAGAUCCCAGCCUGAAGUUCAGUGGAGAACUGGUCCAUCUGUCCUCUCAACAAGGGCUGUUACUGUAUCCUUGGGGGCUGGUUUGAGAUCUCCAAAUCACCCAGUACCUUGGAAGUCUUGCAUAUCCCAGAAUGCUUUAUGG
Messenger RNA from Epinephelus fuscoguttatus (brown-marbled grouper), 2133 nucleotides. RefSeq names its product TUB bipartite transcription factor (gene tub). The transcript has 12 exons. The record is from RefSeq and is a predicted model, not a curated record. Gene Ontology annotation, biological process: protein localization to cilium. Lineage: Eukaryota; Metazoa; Chordata; Actinopteri; Perciformes; Serranidae. Gene Ontology annotation, cellular component: cilium. Bases 501 to 1994 code for a protein of 497 amino acids.